Callorhinchus milii (elephant shark) is the source of this 1005-nucleotide messenger RNA. RefSeq lists its product as uncharacterized. Gene Ontology annotation, molecular function: protein binding. The coding region runs from base 307 to 711 and encodes 134 amino acids. The transcript has 2 exons. NCBI's taxonomy places the organism in Eukaryota, Metazoa, Chordata, Chondrichthyes, Chimaeriformes, Callorhinchidae. The record is from RefSeq and is a predicted model, not a curated record.
GUUCUUGUGUGUGGGUUGUCUAUUAUAUAUGGAAACCCAUCACCAUCCUUGUGGGUAUCGAAACUAAACUAAGAUUUCAAAAGCGUGAACCUUGUUACUCAGAGGCCAGAGGGCGAGGGAUUGAGCAACAAGAUGACACCCGUGUAAUCCAAUAAACUCACUUUCUCUUUCAUUUUGCGCUCAUCAGGGUAUUUUUGUUGAGAAAUCCGCGGUAUCGAGCCGAUUAUUAUCUUCGCUAUAAAACACAAGCUCAUUGGCAGCCUGUAAGACAAGGAGAAAGACAGGGCGAGAGAAACAGACAGAAGAAUGACGGCACUUCAGCGCACCGUCAAAUAUGAUCUGUUUCAGGAGGUGGGAGUGGCCCUCGCGAGGCAAUCUAAAACCGCAAAGCCUCAGGAGGGGGUGAAGUUGACGGCCUAUCACCUCCACCCUGGGGUGUCUGACCCGCUGGUCUCCAGCGCCCGCAAAUCUCUCCCGAACAUCACUGUCUGUGUGCAGACCUGCGAGGGGAAGCAGAGGGCUCUGCAGAUUCCAAUGCAUAUGAGAGUCUACGAGCUGAAGAACGCGAUAUCCCGGGAAAUGGGAAUCCCGGUAGAAUCCCAGAUCCUCUACUGGAAAUCUUCGGAGCUGGAGAAAAUGAAGAAGCUUUGCGACAUUACCAUGAAGGACAGCAUUUGCGUCACUGUGGUGCACAAGUGCCUCGGAGGCUGAUGUGUGGAGACUACAUCUCUCACUUCCCCAUCCUGUUUGUGCUCGCUUUCUCCACACUGGAGAUUUCUGCUCUAACGCCUUUCCCCGGCUCUCUCUCUCUGCACUUUUGCUCGAUAUCCCGCACUGAAGCUGUAUUCUCUAACCCCAUUCCCCAGAUCACUCCGUCUCCCUCUCUCUCAUGGUUUUGCUAAUGAUGCCGAUAAAAAAUUGUGUUUGACACUUUUGCUGUUGGGAGAUUUUCUCGAUGCAUGUUAUGUCCCGUGAUUAACAAGGAUUAAAUAUGUGAAAAUAGAA